AUGGCCUUUCGAUUCCAAUGGCCAUACUUCUCGGAAGAGUUCAUCCAGGAAGCAAAGACCAUGCUGACCAACGCUCUCAACAAAGGAAACAAGCCCGCUGUUAUCGUCGACCAUAUCACUGUCAAGGAGCUCGACAUGGGCACCUUGCCGCCAGAGCUGGAGAUGCUGGAGAUGGGAGAGCUAUCGAUGGAGCGCUUCCGUGGCAUCUUCAAACUCACCUACAAUGGUGAUGCUCAUAUCGUCCUCCAAACUAAAGUUCAGGCCAACCCCAUGAAUGUCAAGAAGACUGACAAUCCUUCCUAUACCCGCCGUGGAAUCCUGGCAGCAGACCAGCCGCUCGUUGUACCCAUGCUCCUCAGGAUUUCAGACUUCAAAUUGCGUGGAAUCAUCGUCCUCGUUGUGGACCAGAUCAAGGGCAUCACCCUCGUCUUCAAGAACGACCCCUUAGAGUCCGUCCUCGUCAGUUCCACCUUCGACAGUAUCACGCCCAUCCAGCGCUUCCUCCAAUCAGAGAUCGAAAAGCAGCUCCGCAAUCUGUUCCAGGAGGAUCUCCCUACCGCCAUCCAUAACCUCUCUCAGCAGUUCACCAAAAAGCCAGAUGAUGCUUCCAGACAACACCAGCAACACCAGCAGGAGGAGCUCCAUGGGCGAGGCAUUUAUGACGGCGGACCCGCGACACCAUCGGUCUCGCAGAUUCCUUCUAGGCGGUCAUCCGUCAUCCCACCCAGAAAAAGGGCCCCAGGAAGGACCAAUUCGGAACCUGACUACAGCAUGGGCGCACAGUACAACGAUGAUGGACUCAAACCAGUCAGGAAGCCAGCCUCGGCCACAGUACGUUCAGAGUCACCAGGCAGUGGAUCUCGGAGGGACCCUCACACAGAGUAUUCGGGCGAUGCUCAGCGGGAUUUGCUGGAAGAGUCCCUGAGCCAUGAAUCCAACAACCCCACCGUCGGACGUCGAUCUCAACCUCCAAGCAGAAGAUCAUCUCGCAUAUCUGAACGACACGAUUAUGCAGAAGCGUACACCCCAUCGACACUGGAACGUCUCUCAAUGCGGGACGAAACGGCACAUUCUUUGCUUGGCGUUGCCGAAUCGACCCAUCUGGCCAACAAGUUUGAGCGCUUGACCCACAGCAACCAGACCAUUUCGCCCUUUGCCCAGAACUUGGAACACUUUGCUUUCCGAUCAGUGCCUCCCAAAAGACCAGCGUCGGUGCAGUACUACAGUCACAACGGCAACAAUCGGACACAAUCGCCAGGCAGCAAGAGUGAAUCCAACAGUGUCAGCGGAAUGGAUAUUUCUAAGGACGGUCUAGGCCAUCUCAACAACAAAACUACAGGAUAUCCUAGUGGCUUUGGUCAGUACAAGAGCGAUUUGGUAGGCCAUGGUCAGAGCUCGCCCCGGAUAUCACAUCGUCGGCUUCAAGGACGAGUUGGUAUUCGGCGAUAUGCGAUGCAGAUGGGAGCUGGAAACGGACCUCGCGAGCUCAGUGACCAGGAUUCGGACGAGUACAACGAUAUGGAUGAGGCAUUGUCAGAGAGCGAGUACGUUCACGUGGAAAGGAACCCUCGACUAUCGUCCGAUUUUGACCACAGUGGCCAGCAGGAGAGUCAACACAUGGGAAGGAUCUCGCCAUCAGGCAAAAACAAGUCAAGUAUUACACCCUCGACUUCGUCAAACUCACUACAAACGGUGGAUGGACAUUCACCCUCAGCCGGACAGUCCCUUUCGUCGCGCCCGCAACUCAGUCGCAGGAGAUCGUCAAAACAUGACAACCAUCACUAUCCUUCAGGGACCAUGCCUGGAGGAUUCUCGUCCAGUGUGGACGCAAGAUCAUGGACAGGGUCAGGGAAGCAACACUCAGAAACGGAUAGCUCCCGGACUGAACCCCGACCCACAACGAACAAGAAUCGCCCUCCACCUGAGGAGGUCCUUCAUAAGGAUUUUGCCUCCAUGCAGAUGAAUGGCAACAAGGGCACCGGCUAUCCAUCCGCCUCUCUCUCCCCGAAGGUUGCACCUGCAUCGAUUAUCCAGCCUAAUGGCAACAGGGCACCUCCAACUACGACUGCAAGGACAUUCAGCAAUACUCAGAGACCUAGUGCUGUCUCGCCGCGACUACCUCCUCCAGAACCUCUAAAGCGGGAUAAGCGCAACUCGUCCAUUUUGAGCUCACGCAGAGUCAGUUCUGUGGGCAUUGGGUUGGGUGUUUUGAGUAAAGAGGACGACAAGAAGCUGGCUGCUGCUGCAGCUGUUGCUGCUGGAGGUUCUAAAGCAACUGGAUCUCAGGAAACAUCGAGGGGGAUGUCAAGACCUUCGCUCUACAAGACUAAACCUCUGGCAACUCAUUCUGGCUGGUUCGAGCGCGAGGACACGUAG
Messenger RNA from Linnemannia hyalina, 2376 nucleotides. Lineage: Eukaryota; Fungi; Mortierellomycota; Mortierellomycetes; Mortierellales; Mortierellaceae. The record is from the annotation of a GenBank genome assembly.